UAUUUUUCAUUUUGCAGUAAUUUUGACAUGGCUCUUUCCAGUAUCCUGACAGAAGCUGAAAUCGCUGCUGGUCUACAGAGCUGCCAAGCUGAUGAUACAUUUGAUUACAAAACCUUUUUUGUCAAAGUGGGUCUCAACUCCAAGUCCAAAGACCAAGUUGCCAAAGUCUUCGGAAUUCUUGACCAGGACAGGAGUGGCUUUAUUGAGGAAGARGAAUUGAAACUUUUCCUGAAGAAUUUCUCAGCCAGUGCCAGAGCUCUGACUGAUGCUGAGACCAAGGCGUUCCUGGCAGCAGGUGACAGUGAUGGAGAUGGCAAAAUCGGAGUGGAUGAGUUUCAAGCACUGGUCAAAUCAUAACCAGCAGUAAGAUAAAAACCAAGAUCUAUGUGCCAUAAACAACCUUUCCUAUUGCAAACCUACCACUUAUUUAAACAUUUUGUACCCUGAAAGGCCACGAAAAAUUGUUGGCAGUGAUUUCAUACUGCUGGAAAACAUCUGAAGUAGUACAAGCACUACUUGARCCACGCUCCCAGGUGUUUUAAGCAGAAGGUCUAUGCCACUGGUGGACUGAACUGGAAUCCACUCUGCUCAUCUGAAUUU
Messenger RNA from Malurus melanocephalus (red-backed fairy wren), 600 nucleotides. RefSeq names its product parvalbumin beta-like. The transcript has 4 exons. The record is from RefSeq and is a predicted model, not a curated record. Gene Ontology annotation, molecular function: calcium ion binding. Lineage: Eukaryota; Metazoa; Chordata; Aves; Passeriformes; Maluridae. Gene Ontology annotation, cellular component: cytoplasm; nucleus. Bases 28 to 357 code for a protein of 109 amino acids.